UAUACCUAGUUUAGCGCGACCCACGCACUUGGAACGGCUAUAGUCGCAUCUUGAGAGGCGGCCUUGACUUCUCUGGUGGCCCACGCAAGCCUGGGAUGCAUCACGUUUCCCUCGACAUUCUUAUCCAUCGCCAACGACGGACCUCUUCUGUCCUUCUUCACACACCGUCGAUCCGGGUACGAGUUGGUGCACAGGAUGAGCCCUACCCCGGAACCGCCGCCGAUAAAAAAACGCGAGUCUCGUGCUGGGGCGCGUAAAGUGACGUCGCUCUCUGCCGAGCAGCUGGAAAGGAAGCGCGCCAACGAUCGGGAGGCUCAGAGAACCAUUCGCCAGCGGACAAAGGAACAUAUUGAACGUCUGGAGCACCAGGUAGCCGAGUUGAAGGCCAAGGGGGAUCGAUUCGACGAUGUCGUCCGACAGAAUGCUGCAUUGGAACAUGAGAUCCGGGCGUUGAGGCACCAGCUUGCCAUGACCGGCAGGCAGGGAUAUCCAGGCUUAGAAGGAUCCUAUAGCAAUCCCUCCGGGCCUAUGCUCCCCUCUGCACAGUUUGCGGAGCCCUUAGGAGUGAACUCAGCCUCGAGAACGCCAUCAGCACUCUCGACGUCCAGUCGAGUCUCUAUGGGGACCGAUUGGCCGCCCUAUAGCUCAACACGGUCUCCGUCACUUUGCGAUUCCACCGAGACGAGUUACGGGAACCGAGUAGAGCCAUACGUUUUUGAAAAUCAACUUCAAACACCCAACGCUAUCCCCGUCGCACCGCCGCCGGUUGCUUACAAUGCAUCUGUGGUCGCUCAACAUCAGCCACAUGAUCCGGCGUUUCAAUCAUAUCCGCAGGGGUACCACGCUGGUGCCAGCAGUCGUGGACCGGGGGAAGAACUUUCCCAGAAUCCCCAGCAACCAGUCCCAUGUAUGUCCAACCAGCGGUCUAUGUCAGUACCACCGGUACCACCGGAGAGGGGCCCUGGUGGGUAUCCUGUUGUUCACGCGCCACAACAGUAUCACCAACACCCACUUCCACCCCAGGCGAGGAACGACUACAGUUAUGGCUGGGCCCCGCAUCAGUCUUGAUUCUGCGGACUGGCAGAUGCGACUCUAGAAGAAAUUUCUCUCGUAUGAUUCGAGGCAGCAACCGUUUGCCGAAAAAGCUGGCGAACGUUCAGGAUAAUCAUCAGGCGCAAUACUCCCUAAUCAGGGUCAUGGUGGAGGCAUAUACUAUCUUGGACCGGGGGAAUUAAGGCACCGG
Molecule: messenger RNA, 1243 nt
Organism: Aspergillus heteromorphus CBS 117.55
Lineage: Eukaryota; Fungi; Ascomycota; Eurotiomycetes; Eurotiales; Aspergillaceae
Exons: 2
Coding region: 196-1068 (290 amino acids)
Biological process (GO): regulation of DNA-templated transcription
Molecular function (GO): DNA-binding transcription factor activity
Source: RefSeq, a predicted model, not a curated record